Molecule: messenger RNA, 1812 nt
Organism: Drosophila rhopaloa
Lineage: Eukaryota; Metazoa; Arthropoda; Insecta; Diptera; Drosophilidae
Product: L-aminoadipate-semialdehyde dehydrogenase-phosphopantetheinyl transferase
Exons: 1
Coding region: 813-1682 (289 amino acids)
Cellular component (GO): cytosol
Molecular function (GO): holo-[acyl-carrier-protein] synthase activity; magnesium ion binding
Source: RefSeq, a predicted model, not a curated record
AUGAGUUACCCCCGUUGCCUUUUAUUUGAUACAUUAGCAAUUAUUAUUUUUAAAUGCUGGCCCCAAACCCAUAGAGAUUUUAUUUGAUUAAAUAGAUUAAUUAUUGCCUUUAUUUUUGAGUCGUGCCCUGACAUUUUAAUUUAAGCAUUGCUUUUUUAUUGAGUUGAUAAACAAUAUAUAAAAUAAAUUGGCUCUUAAUAUUGUCAUGAAGUUGCCUAUUAUUACUUUCUGAGCUGUUUAAUUAUUUUUUUUUUUCGUAAUUUCAUAAAUAUAAGACAUAAUAAUGUAUAAGUUUUAUUAUUGCUAAAAGAAGGUGUAUUAAAACCGUGUGUCUUUGUUUCUUGAAAUUAUAUAUUUAAAAGUUAAAUUGUUAUACAUUAAAAUUUACAAAAUAUGUUAUAAUUUUUCUGAAAAGGGGCAACAAAAACAGUUUUAAGACUUGUGAUUUUAAUUUAAUUUGUAAGUACUUGAUUAAAGCCUUUUACUUAAAAUACAUUUUUGUUUUCUUUACUUACGAAGCUAAUAAUUUUAAAUACAUUUUAAAGAGUUUGUUAAACAAUUAAAAUAUUAAGUCUAAAAAUCGUAUCAAUCAAAAUUACAUCAAAAUCUGAAUUAUAAACGGGAACACGCUAAGUUUUGUAGCGCAGUAUUUUUGCAGUAUAUUUAUUAAGCGUAAUCAAUGGGGGAUUUGUACCCUAUCCACUUCUGGCCAUACUGCCAUACAAAAGCGAAUUAGCAAAAACAUUGCAAAGCGAAAACGCCCCAAAAACAAUGACUGUGAAGGCAAUUAGAUAGUUUUAAAACUUACCAAGAUGAGCAAACACAUCUGCACCCGCUGGGCCUUUGACCUGGGCAGCUGGAAGCCCACACUUCCUCAACUGAGUCAAGCGGUGGCCUCAAUUCAGCCGGAGGAACGUGUCCGUCUCAUGAAGUUCCACUUCAUUGAUGACUUUCUGUCCUCGCUAAUUGGCCGUCUAUUGAUGCGAAAAUAUGUGAGCACAUGCAGCGGAUUGCCGCACCACCAAGUCAAGUUCGCCCGGGAUGUGAGAGGAAAACCCUACUGGGUGAGGGAGGAUUAUGCCGGGCCACCUCUCAGCUUUAAUGUCUCACAUCAGGGCAGCUUAGUGCUCCUGGCGGGGAUUACGGGAGAUAGCAGUGAUUCCGACUUUGGCCUCGGCACGGAUGUCAUGAAGAUCGAGUACAGUGGUGGCAAAUCCCUGGCGGAAUUCUUUCGCCUGAUGAAGAGCAAGUUUUCGGCCCAGGAAUGGAGCUAUAUUGCCAGACCCCUGCUUGAUGAACGGGAGCAAGUGAAGGCCUUCAUGCGACACUGGUGCCUGAAGGAGGCCUACGUCAAGGAGCUGGGCGUAGGCAUCACGGUGGAUCUGGAAAAGAUCAGCUUUUCCGUGGACACCACUCACUCCCUGGAGGCGGAGGUUUCCCCUUUAGUCGGCACCAGCCUGCGUUGCCACGACAAACCCAUGGAUAACUGGCGCUUCGAGGAGCAUUUACUACAGGAAGAAUACUGUGCGGCCAUUGCUUUCCGGAAUUGUUUGCCACAGGACCAUGGAAGAUUUAAGGUCCUUCAAGUUGAGGAACUGCUUGUUAAGAGUCCGGAAUCAGAGCUGGAGGAAGUGCUGAGCUACUGCCAAAAGGCUCUACUUAAGCCAUAUAAGCGAACCUAAAAUAAUGCUUUUUGAGGAAUUUCUUGUAAAAAGGGAAUGUGGUGGCCCUAGGUUCUAAUUGAGCCAUCCAUCCUAUAUCCAAUAAUUGAUUUGUUAUCCUUAGAAUAAACAUGCAUUUAUAUUUUUUCAA